AUUAAAAAAAAUUAGAAAAACACAACGUCUAAACAGCUGGACUCUUGUACGAAGUUCGAACGUUUUUUAAACCUCUAAAAGUUUCAUUUAACUUUUCUUUAUUGAGUGUUCAAAGACAGUUUAUAGUAGUUGUAGGCUAUCACUUUUUUUAAGUCGAGCGUGUAAAGUUGUCCAAUAUGUUGGGAAUUUUUUCAAAGUGUACCUUGCCUAAAAAAGCAGGUUCGCAUACCAUUCGCCAGCUGUCGUCGGUCAAUUUCGAUAUCCAACAUAAGCAUCCCCAGGCCCGAAGACCAGUCGGGUUGCCCAGAGCCAGAUAUGGAGGUAGGAAUGCAGUCACUAUGUUGCCGGGUGGAGGUAUUGGACCAGAGCUAAUGAGUUAUGUUAAAGAAGUCUUUUUACAUGGUGGUGUACCAGUCGAUUUUGAGACAAUUCAAAUUGAUCCUCAGAGUGAUAAUAAUGAUGAUUUGCAAUAUGCCAUUAUGUCAAUUCGUAGAAAUGGUGUAUGCAUUAAAGGUAACAUUGAAACGCGCAGUCUCGAUACUGCUAUAAUAUCACGUAAUGUGGCCAUACGUAACGAACUCGAUUUAUUUGUAAAUGUCAUAAAUGUGCAGUCAUACAAUAACAUACCAAGUCGCCACAAGAAUGUUAAUUGUAUUGUUAUACGUCAAAAUACUGAAGGUGAAUAUGCAAUGUUAGAACAUGAAAGUGUCGAAGGUGUAGUCGAAUCCAUGAAAGUUAUCACUAAAGAGAAUUCUACAAGAUUGGCUCGUUACGCAUUUGAAUUAGCAAAAAACAAUGGUCGCAGUAAAGUCACAGCAGUCCACAAAGCCAACAUUAUGAAAUUAUCAGAUGGGUUAUUUUUGGAAACUUGCAAAAAUAUGUCAUUAAAUUACCCAGAUAUCAAGUUUGAACACAUGAUUAUCGAUAACUGUUGCAUGCAGUUGGUGUCUAAUCCCCAUCAGUUUGAUGUGAUGGUUAUGCCCAACUUGUAUGGUUCAAUUGUGUCAAAUGUAAUAUGCGGCCUUGUUGGUGGUGCCGGCCUAAUAUCUGGAAGAAACUAUGGUGAUCAUUAUGCAGUUUUUGAACCAGGUACCAGAAACACUGGUUCAUCUAUUGCAGGUACCAACACUGCAAAUCCAGUAGCAAUGUUAAGCGCAUCUGCUGAUAUGUUAGAACAUUUGGGUCACAAAGUGCAUUGCGAUAUGAUCAGAACUGCUAUAUCUAAGACUCUCAAUGAAGACAUGGUACAUACAGCUGAUUUAAAUGGUACCGCCAAAAGUACUGAUGUUGUACAUAAUGUUAUUAAACAUGUGAAAAGCAUUGCGGGUAGAAUUUAAUAACUGUUUGUGUUGAACUAUUAUGUGAGACAUUUUAAAUUAUUAUUGUUUUUGAAGAUAAAUAUUGAGAAAAUACAUUUUUACCCAACAUCCUAUACACACAUUUUCUCUAGUAUUAUUAUACGAGUCAUUAAAUAAUAUGUUAUUCAUAAUUUAUUUAUGUGUUUUUAUUAUUUAAUUUAACUAAGGCUAUCAAAAAAUAGAUUUAUAUUAGUGUAGGUGUGCAUGAGUGUAUUGUGCAUCAUAUUACAUUUAUGGUAUAGUACAAUAUUUUUUUGAUUUUAAUAAAUGUAACAAUACCUACAAUAAUUAUUUAGAUUUUAAUAAAUGUAACAAUUCAUUAAUUGUUAAGAUUUUAAUAAAUGUUACAAUACAAUAAUAUUGUUUUGAUUUUGAUAAAUGUAACAAUAUAAUAAUUGGCUAUUCAGUA
Messenger RNA from Metopolophium dirhodum (rose-grain aphid), 1767 nucleotides. It is a transcript of the gene Idh3g, whose product is annotated as isocitrate dehydrogenase [NAD] subunit gamma, mitochondrial. Gene Ontology annotation, biological process: isocitrate metabolic process; tricarboxylic acid cycle. Gene Ontology annotation, cellular component: mitochondrion. The transcript has 2 exons. The coding region runs from base 177 to 1337 and encodes 386 amino acids. Lineage: Eukaryota; Metazoa; Arthropoda; Insecta; Hemiptera; Aphididae. The record is from RefSeq and is a predicted model, not a curated record.